GUAUAAUGUAAAAAGUAACCCUCUGAUUCCCGGCCUCUUCUAAGGGUGGACUCAACUGAGUACAAGUCUCUGACUAGUUUGAUUUUUGAGGCAAUGAACUUUACAUAGUAACAAUAAAGAUUAUUAUGAAGAACUGGGCUGGCCUCGUUACACUAACCUGUAAAGACUGAAUGAUAUCUGUUCUAUCUGAAAAAAUAAUGAUAAGACUUUACAGAAACAUGGGCUUCAGUAAUGGGUAGAGUGUUUCCUCUGCCUGUAACAGGCUUUAUAGAUCAUUAAGAUACAGAUUUAAAGAGUUCAGAUUUUAGAAGACACAGUUGGAACGUUGGUGUUAAAUCUGACACCUUUGCAACGGUAACUAAGGGGCGGGGCUUAGUGACGUCUCAGCUCUGAAACGAGUUCCAAGUGAUCGCGAGACUUGGUGAGACCGCGAGAACACAAAGUGGCGGCAACAAAGAAACUCCAACAACUUCACUACUGGAGCAACAUGAAGGAGGAGAAACGUGACCCGGAUUUCAUUGAACAGAACAAAUUCAAGAGUCGCAUUAAGGAGGAGAAUCAGGAUCCGGAUUUCAUCGACCAGGAACACAACAAGAGCAGGAUGAAGGAGGAGAACCAGGACCCGGAUUUCAUUGAACAGGGCAAAUUAAAGACCGAGAUUAAGGAGGAGAACUGGGAUCCGGAUUUCGUCGACCAGGAACUCUACAAGAGCAGGAUGAAGGAGGAGAACCAGGACCCGGAUUUCUUUGAACAGGGCAAAUUAAAGACCGAGAUUAAGGAGGAGAACUGGGACCCGAAUUUCGUCGACCAGGGACUCUACAAGAGCGAGAUUAAAGAAGAAAACUGGGACCCGGAUUUCGUCGACCAGGAACUCUUCAAGAGCGAGAUUAAGGAAGAGAACCAGGACCCGGAUUUCGUUGACCAGGAAUACUAUAAAAUCAGCAUGAGAGAGGAGAACCAAGACCCGGAUUUUACCGACCAGGAACACAGCAAGAUCGGCACGAGAGAGGAGAACCAGGAUCCGGAUUUCACCGACCAGGAACACAACAAGAUCGGCAUGAGAGAGGAGAACCAGGACUCGGGCCCCCGGAGCAACGAGGCCGCUGCUCCCACCGGUCUACAGAAGCGGAAACGCACAAAGAGUCAUCAGAAAAGUCACACUAAAGAGAAGAGGCAUAUCUGUGACCAUUGUGGGAAGACUUUUAAGACUUCAACUACUUUAAAAACCCACCAGCGCCUUCACAGUGGAGAGAAACCGUACAGCUGUGAUCAGUGUGGAGCAGCCUAUAGCAUCUUAGAACACCUAAAAAGCCACCAACGCAGUCACAGUGAUGAGAGACCGCACAGCUGCGAUCAAUGUGGAGCAGCUUUUAAGACGGCAUUUUGUCUAAAGGUUCACCAACGCAUUCACACGGGAGAGAAACCGUACAGCUGUGAUCAGUGUGAAAAAGCUUUUACAACAUCUGGUGCUUUAGGAAAACACAAACGUAUUCACAGUGGAGAGAAACGGUACUGUUGUGACCAGUGUGGAGGUCUUUUCUCAUGGUCAUGGAGUCUACGAGACCACCAACGCAUUCACACUGGAGAGAACCCCUACAGCUGUGAGAAAUGUGGAAAAGCUUACAAGUCCUUGAGUAGCUUACAUAAGCACAAACGCAGUCACAAUAGAGUGCGACCAUCAAACAGCGUCCAGCGCGAGGCAGCUUUUAAUAGGUCAGGUCAGCUAAACACCCAACAAGCUAUAGUUUUUCCUCAGUCAUAUAUUUUAAUAGGACAACCAUGUAUCAUACUGCAGACAAACCAAACACCUGUGACAAAUGUCAAUGUUGAUAACCGCGAGAACACAAAGUGGCGGCAACAAAGAAAGCAACAACUUCACUACUGGAGCAACAUGAAGGAGGAGAAACGUGACCCGGAUUUUAUUGAACAGAACAAAUUCAAGAGUCGGAUUAAGGAGGAGAAUCAGGAUCCGGAUUUCAUCGACCAAGAACACAACAAGAGCAGGAUGAAGGAGGAGAACCAGGACCCGGAUUUCACUGAACAGGGCAAAUUAAAGAUCGAGAUUAAGGAGGAGAACUGGGACCCGAAUUUCGUCGACCAGGGACUCUACAAGAGCGAAGUUAAGGAAGAGAACCGGGACCCGGAUUUCGUCGACAGGAACCUCUUCAAGAGCGAGAUUAAGGAGGAGAACCGGGACCCAGAUUUCAUCGACCAGGAACACAACAAGAUCGGCAUGAGAGAGGAGAAUCAGGACCCGGACCCCCGGAGCAACGAGCCCGCUGCUCCCGCCGGUCUACAGGAGCAGAGACACACAAAGAGUCAGCAGGUAACUCAAACAAGGAAGAAGCAUAGAUGUGACGAAUGUGGGAAGACUUGUAGGACCCCGAGUGCUCUAAAAACCCACCAACAUGUUCACACUGGGGAGAAACCAUACAGCUGUGAGGAGUGUGGAGCAGCCUUUAGUAUUUCAAGUUACCUAAAAAUCCACCGGCGCAUUCACAGUGGAGAGAGACCGUACAGCUGUGAUCAAUGUGGAGCAGGUUUUUCACGGUCUGAGGCUCUAAAAAGCCAUCGACGUAUUCACACUGGAGAGAAACCGUACAGCUGUGAUCAGUGUGGAAAAGCUUUUACGACAUCUGAUGCUUUAAAAAAACACAAACGUGUUCACAGUGGAGAGAAACGGUACUGUUGCGAGCAAUGUGGAGCUCUUUUCUCAUGGGCGGAGAAUCUAAGAGACCACCAACGCAUUCACACUGGAGAGAACCCCUACAGCUGUGAGAAAUGUGGAAAAGCUUACAAGUCCUCGAGUAGCUUAAAUAAACACAAACGCACUCACAAUAAAGUGCGACCAUCAAACACCCAACAACAAGGUAUAGUUUUUCCUCAGUCAUAUAUUUUAAUAGGACAACCAUGUAUCAUACUGCAGACAAACCAAACACCUGUGACAAACGUCAAUGUUGAUAUUUGAGGGAGUGAAGAAUCUGUUAAAGAGAUAUCAGCUGAUGAGACAUGGGUAGGGUUUUAAUCCUCUUUUACUGUCAUGUAAUUGUCUCUAGUGUGACAUAUCAUGGUGUUGUACCUGUUGCAGUAAAAUCAAAGGAAGAAGCACAUUUCUGUUGCAGGCUAAGUUUGUACUGUACUUUAGCUGACUCUCUUUGUGGCUACAUUCUCAUCUUCUCCCUGUAAAUAGGAAAAGGAAGUGAUGGGUAACAUAACGAUUGUGCUCUGUGUUGAUUUCUUGUGAUAUAUGUUGUCAUUAUAGUGAUGCUGUUUCAGUUUGAGUACCCCUCUGAUUCCUGGCCUCUGUCUAUGAGGUGGACUCAGCUGAAUUUAAGUUUCAAUGAGUUUUGCUUUUAAGGAAAUGGACUUUUCUGUUACUCUGUAUCAAAUAGUUUUUAUGUGGUAUAUUCAAUAAAUCCUAAAAAAUA
Messenger RNA from Lates calcarifer (barramundi perch), 3428 nucleotides. Its product is annotated as zinc finger protein 431. The record is from RefSeq and is a predicted model, not a curated record. Gene Ontology annotation, molecular function: DNA-binding transcription factor activity; RNA polymerase II cis-regulatory region sequence-specific DNA binding. Bases 488 to 2968 code for a protein of 826 amino acids. Lineage: Eukaryota; Metazoa; Chordata; Actinopteri; Centropomidae. Gene Ontology annotation, biological process: regulation of transcription by RNA polymerase II. The transcript is spliced from 4 exons.